CCAAAAAUUAGCAACUUUGCUUGACACUUCAUCCACCCCAACGAGCCAACAAGGCUCUAAAGUACGAAUGUGCUUUAAUAUUUCUCGGGAUUCACGAGAAUCGAACCUGAAUAUCAGGAUUACAGACUACCUGACUAUCCGAUCCCGCACUUUAUAAAAUCGCAUAAUAUUGUUUGCACAACAGCCUGAAAGAGCAAAUCGCUGGCAAUGGUUCGCAAAAGUCUUCAACCUCCCAAAACAGGUCUUGAGGCCCUUAAGUCGUUCAACGCGGAUAAAUAUCUAAAAAAGAUAGGUCUGGGGAAGGAGGAUCAUUAUUUCUGGAAACAAGUAGGCAAAAGCUUGCUAUGCACGUAUGCAUUGUUUGGAACUGCAUGGUUGUACAACGAAACAUCGCCUCUCGGCUGGUGGACACUUAAGCCAAAACCCAAGGAGGAAAAAGAGCUGGCACAUUUGUACGAGCGUCGCCAAUUUCCAUAUCCUGGUGAUGCAGAGGCAAUGGAGGAGUUUAUAGCGCAAGGCGGGAUGAUUGGGACCACCAUUGGGCCGAAAGGGGGGCCUGAAACGGAUAAAGACUCCGUAAAUUUUCAGAAGCAGUUGCAGGACAGGAAGUUUGAGAAUGAAGCUUUUAAGAUGUGGGUGAGGAUGAGGAAUGAAGUUGUUGCAGAACUUCAGAGUAAAGGGUAUGAUGUUGAGUAAUUGUUCUGAUCAUUCUUUAUCAAGAACUAUAUAAUGUUUGAUGUGAGUUCAGGUUAGGAGGGGAUUGUUGUUAAUAAACAGGGGUUUUACAGAGUGGUGCAUCAUAGAAACAUUAAGCAGGUUUGCUGUGUUUGCAAAUAAAAUUAUUUUGGUAUACUAGCAAUAUGUUUUGUUUGA
Molecule: messenger RNA, 873 nt
Organism: Daucus carota subsp. sativus
Lineage: Eukaryota; Viridiplantae; Streptophyta; Magnoliopsida; Apiales; Apiaceae
Exons: 2
Coding region: 208-696 (162 amino acids)
Source: RefSeq, a predicted model, not a curated record